Messenger RNA from Echinostoma caproni, 624 nucleotides. The record is from the annotation of a GenBank genome assembly. Lineage: Eukaryota; Metazoa; Platyhelminthes; Trematoda; Plagiorchiida; Echinostomatidae.
AUGAAAGAUAGCUUCAGUAUACUGCAACCAGGGGAAGAGGCCCAAUUACUUGGCGAUGAUGACGCAGGGGAUGAUAGCACCGUAUUCCGUGUAACUGACUCAUCUUUAGAUUCCCUCGCAACUCCUGUGGGGAAAGCAUCAAGUGAAAUCGUAGAUAACAAUUCAAGUUCUACAAUCACACAAAUACACAAAUCCACUCCCCAAGUAGCUGGCGUAAAACGGUCCAGUGAUGCCUUGCAAACCACCUCGAAUGAAAACAGUGAAGCGUCAGCAGACAGCAAGGAGAUUACAUCAGUUUCGAACGAAAUUCAGCUGAAUGAAAAUUCUACCUGUUCCGAACUUCAGGUGUUAGCAAAACGAGCAAAUCGAUUUGGACUGCUCCGUCCUGCUGGUGGUUUGAGUCUUACCGAUGACAAACUCGUGGCUCGAGCUAAGCGUUUCGGUUUGCCUGUGGCUGAGGGUCUCACUGGCGUUGAUGGAUUGCGGCCCAUCACAACGGGGUCGCCCGUUAUUUCCACAGACGAAGCAGACAAAUUGCGUCGUCGAGCCGAACGCUUUGGUGAAGUCACCAGCAAGCCAGUGCAAAAGGUAAAUCAAUUGUAUAAAAUGCUGUUUGGAUGCUAG